AGGCCAAAUUUUAGUCUACAUUCAUGCUGCGACCGUGGGUCGUAUGCGUGUGAAAAAUCGAUUUGCGCUAACAAGACUUCGCAAUUUCCUACUUUGUGAUAAAAGGUGGUCGACGAACGAUCAAUAAAACAGCCUCUUUAUCAGAUGAGACUAAAUACAUUCUACUACAUUCACAAAACUACAAAAUGCCUGAUUAUCAAAAGUAAAGCAAAAAAUUAGGCAGACGAUAAACUUAGCAGACGACCCUUGCGGUUACAUACGUCAUAUUUGUGUCGGUACCACCCAGAGCAUGUACGAUUCACGUGGGUCCGUCUGCCCAAUCAACUCCAGGGGAUUCCCGCAUGGAGUGGGUGACGUCAGGGUUUACGAUCCAUAUAUGGAUUUCCUCUCCCCACCCAUUUUUAACCUACUGGGGACGGGACAUAUUUUUGUGACGGUAAACCACAUUUAUUUUGAAAAAAGUUGGAUGAUUUCCUUGUUUCAUAUUGUGUAGUGGUUUGCUAUUCGCGUGAAACGGAAUUAGCACGCGCUAUUGAUUCGGAAUCCCCCCGUACUGUAAUCUUAUUAUUCACCCAUCCCGUGGGGUCGAGGAAAAUAUUUCAGCGACCACUUGUUAGCAGAGAGUGGGAAAUAGCCAACAUAUUUUGGCAGUGUACAUGUAUUUGGAAUGACAUCAACUCAACCUACAAAUGCCUCAGAAUGGCAGCUUUACAGAGUUCUACAACGUGCUAAUUUAUUGCAAUAUUAUGAUACAUUCGUAGCACAAGGGGGAGAUGAUGUUCAGCAGUUAUGUGAGGCUGGGGAGGAAGAGUUUCUGGAGAUAAUGGCAUUAGUGGGGAUGGCCAGUAAGCCAUUGCAUGUUAGGAGACUGCAAAAAGCCUUGCAGGAAUGGGUUGCAAAUCCAGCUGCAUUUCAAGGUACAGGCAACACAUCCACAAGCUCUGUAGUGAGGGAGCCCCCAACACAUGUUUACUCUUUACCCAGCACAUCCACAGAGGGGACUCAGUCCCCAUCAUUAAAUUGGAAUAUCCAGACCACCCCGCAGAAAAGUGUUAGCCCAGUCAGUAUGAUUCCAUCUUCCAGACCUGUUGAUCUACACACUGACCUACUACAAGGACAGAUGAAGAAGCAGGGGGUGUCACCGAUUCAAGCCGCGCCAUACCUCGGGGAAGACCAGAUAAGUGAAAUAGCCAACUGUGCUGCUAAACUUGUCAAAAAUCUCCCAGUUUUUGAAGCCAAACCCCUUAACACAAAGAAAGAAAUCAACAAACAGAUCUAUGAUAUAAUAGCUCUUCCAAUAGAUUUUUCCAAGGAAAGGUUAGAGCUGAUGAGAAAAUAUGCUGCUAUUUAUAGACGCUUUGAUUCCGAGAGAAUCUACUCAAAGCCUAUGUCAAUGCAUGAGGUGUGUGUAAAUGAGGCAUCAGCCCAGCUUUGUUUUCAUAUGCCGACAUUGCUUACAAGACGAGAAGAUUUAUUUCCCCUGGCAAGACAGGUGGUGAAAGAUAGCGGAUAUCAGUAUUCCAAAGGACAUUCCAGGUUGGAGCAAAAAGCAACAGACCUCAACCCUGAAAAUCCAAGCAAGCGUCAGAAAUUGGAAGCUUUAAUAUCUGAUAGUAAAGGGGACCAGUCUUUAGAGAAAGCCAAGAGAGAUGAGAGAUUACAACAAAUCAGUCAGGAGUUAGCAAUGAUAUCAGAGAAGCAGGAACAGAUAGUGACAGACCUGGAAACAGCCAAGGAAAGCCAGGAUAUGGAUAAGGUAGACACUCUACAGUCACAGCUAGAACAGAUCACAAAUAAACAUCUACAACUUCUCACUGAGCAGAGUGAUCUACUCAGAAAGCAAAGCUUUGAAGUUUAUAUUGACUUCGACGCAAGCUCAGAUCGUGAUGACUCAAACCUAGGUGCUAGUGGCUCCUCGUCCCCAGCGCAGACAGAUCGCACAGAAUCCACCCAGCAACACCUCACCCUGAAAAGUAUGCUCACAACGGGACUCAUGCCAAAGUCUUCUUUCAAUCAACUGACCUCAGCUGGCGGCCCUUCAAAAAACACGCUGUUUGAUGAAGGUCUGCGCUUCGCCCAGCAGUAUGGACUGGGCGAUUUUGCCCAGGAACUGAAAACAUUACAAGGCUCGCCGGAGGAGAGCGAGGGGCAGUCUGACUUAAUUUCUAGUUUAUUCUCUAGUGGGCUGUUACGUGCAAAUAAAAAUGGUGCAACAAAUGGGGACAGAGUAAGCCCGAAGCCUUCAGAAGAGGCAAGCAAUGGUGAAAAAAGUCCGGCUAAAGAAUCGCCCAAGAGUAUAAAAGAAGAAGUUGACAAUGUAAAUGGUGUAUAACACUAUUUUCAGUAUUAGAUAUGUAGCUGUCUCUAUAUAUAUAUCAGAAAAUGGAGAUAUUUAAUGAGCUUAAAUAAGGUCAUUAGGUCUUAUAUAAGAAAUAUCAAUUUCAAGAUAUGAAAAAUCUGUUUCAAAGAUGAAAUGUACAUAUAUGAAGUAAUGUAUAUAUGUGAAGCAGAUGGUUCUAUAUUAUUAGUUUAAACUUAAAGUUAAAACUGUAUUUAUUAAGAUUUUUGCAAACAAAUAAUCAAUUAAACAAAUCAGAUAUUGAUGGUCAAUAUUAAUUGAUGUGAUUAAGUAAUGUGAUUAAGAGAAAUGUUGUAGUCAUCUUUAGUAUAAAGUGCUCAGAGGGUAAGCUUUUGUGAUCACAUGAUGUUAUCAAAAUACUUCAUCCAUACAUUUAUUAUAAACAAUCCUGUACUGUUUAGCUUUAAAUUUCGAAAGUCAUCUUAUUGUUGAAAUUGUCUAGUUACAAUGAAUGGAAGCAAUUAUUAAAGGGGUUGGCAGUAGGGUUGUCAUUGAAUAUUGCAAUAUCAUCCAUAUUUAUCAUCCCAUACAAUAUCGAUACACACCUUCAAAUAUCAAUACAAGUUAAAGUAAGCAAAUAUUAAGAGGAUAUUUUUGCAUUUGCGUGAAAUAUGGAAUAUAUUUUCACGAAACAUGAUAAAAUGCCACAUAUUUUCAUGAGCCGGUACGGCGAGUGAAAAUAUGUGGCAUUUUAUCAUGUUGAGUGAAAAUAUAUACCAUAUUUCACGAAAAACGAAAAAAUAACCUUUUUAUUUAAUUUCAUUAUCAAAGAAAAUGGUAACGAAUCCCCUUGCUUGCUACCAACUACAAUUGUACAGCGCGCAGUAAUUUAUGCGUAAGCACGCGCUGUUUGGCGCUACAUUGUGACGUCAUGUAAACAACUCUUUAAACGUCUGUACAGCGUUAACCACUGAAUUAAAGAUAUUGGUGUUCAGAUUAAUUUUCUUAGUUAGACCAUUUUCUAUCAUGCUAGAUAGUUUUCAAAACAAUAUUCAAGAAAAAGUUGUUUUGUAUUUAUCAGAUUUUUCAAACAAAACGGCGAAAGAAGUCCCUUAAAAUAAAUAUGAGUUUUGAGUGCGCCCACUUUCAUAUUUAUAUUUCAUAUUUAUUUUUAAAAAAUAUGAAAUAUAUUUGACUGAUAUAGCACCAUAUUUCAUGGGUAAAAUUAAAUAAACCUGUCUAUUUUUCCUAAUAAGAGAAGUCACUUUUUUCUCAGUUUUCUUGUCUAACUUGAACUUUUAAUCUCCAUUUUCAAAUGUCAGCGUAAAAAAAAACAGGAGAAAAAAACAAACUUUCUGUUAGUUUGAAGUAUUUGCAUGCAUAGCACCAUGAUCCCAAUUUAUAACACAUAUUGAAAUGUUUUUCAUUGUAUCUUCUGUUAAAGUCGAUAUAUCGUCGAAAUUUGUCUCUUGAUAUAUCGAUAAAAAAUCAAUGACAGCCCUAGUUGGCAGUAUUUAUACAGCUUUCUUGAUAGUACUCAACUUUUCAAUACAAUUUUCAAAACUGCCUUUUUUUUGUCAUGUCCACUUACCUGGAUAGUUCUUAACCCUUACUACACGAAAUAUUUUUAACGGACUUGUCCAACAAUACCUUAGAAAAUUUCAAAGUAUGUACUGACUGUGUAGCAAACAGUGCAGACACUGAUCAGACAACACAGAUGUGCCAGCUGAUCUUGGUCUGCACUGGUUGCAUGGGUAAAAUUCUGUGGGUAAAAAGUACAUAUUCUUGUAGAUGAUUUAAAUUUUGCAGAUUUUUUUAAUGAAAUAAGUUGUUGUACUCAGUGAGAAAUGUGUAUAUAUUCAUUAAAACUAUGUUAUAGACAUGUUGAUGUUCACAUAUGUGUAUAUAUUUUCUAUGUUCAACAUAUGUUCACACAUGUGUAUAUAUCUCUAUGUUCAACAUAAUUGGCUUUAUUUGUGAAUUUAGUGUAGAUACACAAAAUUUAUGUACCUGUGAUAAAGUUGAGUUUCUAUAAAAUUAAAAGAUACAUGUCUGCAGGCUUUCUCUGCAGUA
Ruditapes philippinarum (Manila clam) is the source of this 4372-nucleotide messenger RNA. RefSeq names its product NAB transcription cofactor mab-10-like. Gene Ontology annotation, biological process: negative regulation of DNA-templated transcription. Lineage: Eukaryota; Metazoa; Mollusca; Bivalvia; Venerida; Veneridae. The record is from RefSeq and is a predicted model, not a curated record. The transcript is spliced from 11 exons. Gene Ontology annotation, cellular component: nucleus. Bases 668 to 2332 code for a protein of 554 amino acids. Gene Ontology annotation, molecular function: transcription coregulator activity; transcription factor binding.